GGCGCCCGCCACCAUUCCGUAUUCAUUCAUCUUUCCCGAUACCGUAUCUAGCGCAGUGGAGUUACUCAUGCUCUCCGUGUGCUCACUGGAGGUCAUAGCUCCAGCACGCACUUGAGCUCUCCUUCUUUCGCUUGACCUCCUUCUCCUCCCUCUUUCUUCUUCUCCUUCUCUUCACACUCCCAACACCAGACAUCAUCACAAUCACCAGCCUGUCGUGUCACCGUUGCUCAUCUUGUCAGUGACUGAGUACCACCCCUCACAGCCCCCUCCCAUUCUCUUACCCCCAGUCCACGAGACGAGAGCUUCGCCUGCUUUCUCUUCCCAACUCAGCUGACCGAGCCUAUCCGUUUAAAAGCACCCACCCACCCCCCACCUUCUCUACCCAGUGUCAUCUACAUCCACCCGUCACCUCCACAGCUACAGCUCUCACCGUUACAACCCACAACCAACACCUACCUAACUAAAUAACCCAACACCGCCAAAAUGCGCAGCAAGUUUAAGGACGAACACACCUUUGAGAAGCGCAAGGCUGAGGCCGAGCGCAUCCGUCAGAAAUACGCGGAUCGCAUUCCAGUUAUCUGCGAGAAAGUCGAGAAGUCGGAUAUCGCUACCAUCGACAAGAAGAAGUACCUCGUCCCCGCAGACUUGACCGUCGGCCAGUUCGUCUACGUCAUCCGCAAGAGAAUCAAGCUGUCCCCCGAGAAGGCGAUCUUCAUCUUCGUCGAUGAGGUCCUACCACCUACCGCGGCUUUAAUGAGCUCCAUCUACGAGGAGCACAAGGACGAGGAUGGGUUUCUGUACAUCACGUACUCUGGAGAGAACACCUUCGGCGGCGAGCCCUUGUAAUCUGCUUUCUUGUCAUUUCUUACUGCGUUUACGGAUGUGCACAUUCUAAACUGUUUGCUUCUACUGUUCGCGCGCGCCACUGUUGUCCCGUUCGUGUGUUUGUUCAUUUGUUUGUUCGUUCUUGGAAGGCGUUCUUGUAGGGAGAAUGGUGAGAAGAGAGACGGUGUGACGGCAUACCGGACACGAACAGAUAGGAGCUCCGUCUCGGGUUAUCGCAUUACCCUUACAGCUUUGUUCGUUGUUUAUAGCAAGCUUCGAGACGCUUCUCUUUUGUUCGCUGAAAUGCGUGUUUCGCGUGCCGCGGCGGAGGAGUUUGCCGGUUUACUGUUGCUGUUGCUGCUUGCUGUCUGUAUGUAUGUAAUCUGCGCGCGAAUGAUGAGAAUUUCGGUUCCUUUU
Molecule: messenger RNA, 1242 nt
Organism: Tricharina praecox
Lineage: Eukaryota; Fungi; Ascomycota; Pezizomycetes; Pezizales; Pyronemataceae
Product: autophagy protein 8
Exons: 4
Coding region: 484-846 (120 amino acids)
Biological process (GO): cellular response to nitrogen starvation; macroautophagy
Cellular component (GO): cytosol; fungal-type vacuole membrane; autophagosome
Molecular function (GO): phosphatidylethanolamine binding
Source: RefSeq, a predicted model, not a curated record